Messenger RNA from Ipomoea nil (Japanese morning glory), 717 nucleotides. RefSeq lists its product as uncharacterized. Gene Ontology annotation, molecular function: nucleic acid binding; RNA-DNA hybrid ribonuclease activity. NCBI's taxonomy places the organism in Eukaryota, Viridiplantae, Streptophyta, Magnoliopsida, Solanales, Convolvulaceae. Bases 1 to 717 code for a protein of 238 amino acids. The record is from RefSeq and is a predicted model, not a curated record. The transcript has a single exon.
AUGGAAGACGUUCUUCAAGGGCACUGCCUAGCGAGCUUCAUGGACUCGAUUCUGGGAGGUUCGGUUGUGGAGAGAUCUGUUCAUUUAGCUGCCGUCUUCUGGACCUUGUGGCAGGCGCGGAACGAUGUUGUAUGGCGGUGCUCAUCGCUGUCGAUGGAGAAUCUAAAAGUGCAGGUUGUGCAAUCUCAAACACUAUGGAAAAAUGCCCUCAGCGGCUUGAGCAGCCUGGCGAACAGGCAGAAUAGCGUCAUUCACUGGUCACCUCCUCCUCAUAACGUCCUUAAAUGCAAUGUGGAUGCGGCCAUCUUCGCUGACGGAGCGAGCUACGGAGUGGUGGUUCGUGACCACUUCGGCAGUUUUGUUGCGGCUCGAAGCGGUUGGAUUACAUGCACACGGGAGCCGCUCAUCGCCGAAGUCCUUGCGGCGUAUGAAUCUCUCAAAUGGUUAUCUGGGAUGCAGCAUAAUCGUAUUAUUUUAGAUUCUGAUUGUUUACCUUUCUGUAAUUCUUUCAAUUCGCGUACGAUAGAUUAUUCUUAUGAGGGUUUGAUUGUAAAGCAAUGUUUGUCAAUUGCUAGGGACAUAGGGGACGUUAAAGUCCCCAUCAUGUCAGGAGAUCAGCGAACCAUGUGGCUCACGAACUUGCACGGGCAACUAGUUCUUCGUCUGUCUCCAAGUCGUGGGCUGUUAUCCCACCUACUUGUAUUGCGGAUUUGUUAG